UAUAGCAGAUUAUAAAAUUAGGGCAAAAUUCUAUAUAUUGAGUACAGUAGCAAGCUUGAACACACACCAAUGGCAUUAAUAAGCCUAUCAGAAAUCUUUCUAGCAUUUUUAAGCUUUGUCAUUCUUCGCUUUCUUUUAAAUACUAAUGGCCAACCGAUAAAUUGGCCGUUCGUCGGAAUGCUGCCGGAUACUAUCUUCAACUUUCACCGGAUUCAUGAAAGGAUUACAGAAGUUGUAGAGCAAGAUGGUCUCACGUUUUUGUACAAAGGACCUUGGUUUUCCAAUGUCAAGAUUUUAGCUACAGUGGAUCCAGCGAACAUUCACUAUAUAAUGAGCUCCAAUUUCCAAAAUUUUCCAAAAGGGCAUGAAUUCUCUAAGAUAUUCAACAUUCUUGGAGAUGGCAUUUUCAAUUCGGAUUACGAUUCUUGGAAGAAUCAAAGAAAGCUUGCUCAAGCAUUGAUUAAUCAUCGACAAUUUAACCGAUUCUUGGUGAAAACAUGUCAAAACAUGGUGGAGAAAGGGCUUGUUCCGGUUCUUGAGCACGUAGCGGAUCAAGAAUGCGUGGUGGACUUGCAAGAUUUGUUUCAAAGAUUUACAUUUGAUAUCACAUGCGUGUUGGUUACGGGAAUUAAUCCGAAAUGCCUAUCCGUCGACUUUCCCCAAGUCGAUUUUUCAAAAGCUAUGGAUGAUGCUGAGGAAGCUCUAUUCUAUCGGCAUUUCUGGCCAGAAAUUUCGUGGAAGAUACAAAGAUGGCUAGGGUUUGGUCCAGAAUGGAGAAUGCAAAAAGCUCACAAAGUUCUUGACGAUGUGACAGCCGAAUAUAUAUCAAGAAAACGAGAACUAUUAAAGGAACAGUCCGGUUCGGAACAAGAUGAAGAAGAAGGAGUUGAUUUGUUAACAUCAUACAUGAGUAACGAAGCCGGAAUUAACGGUGCAAAACCGGAUGAUAAGUUCCUGACAGAUACAAUUCUAAAUUUCUUACUAGCAGGAAGAGACACAACUAGUUCUGCCCUAACUUGGUUUUUCUGGAACAUUUCCAAGAAUCCAAAAAUACUGUCCAAGAUAAGAGAAGAAAUCAAAGAAAAAUGCUCCGUAUUCGACCCGAAGGAGCUAAACAGUCUGGUUUAUCUUCACGGAGCUUUAUGCGAAUCAUUAAGGCUAUACCCACCGGUUCCAUUUCAGCACAAAGCUCCUUUUCGUGAAGAUACACUACCAAGUGGACAUAAAAUCAAACCAGACACUAAAAUAGUAUUUUGCUUGUAUUCAAUGGGGAGAAUGGCGUCAAUAUGGGGAGAAGAUUGCUUAGAAUUUAAGCCAGAGAGAUGGAUUAGUGAAGGAGGGAAAAUAAAACAUGAACCAUCGUACAAAUUCUUAUCAUUUAAUGCAGGGCCAAGGACUUGUCUUGGGAAAGAAAUUGCAUUCACGCAAAUGAAGGCGGUGGCAGCUAAAAUUCUGCAUAGUUAUAAUUUUGAAUUAGUGGAAGGCCAUCAUGUGUCUCCGGAAACUAACUCCAUCAUUCUCCAGAUGAAAUAUGGCCUAAUAGUCAGGAUUAGCAAGAGAUGGGUUUAAAUUUAAUUUCGUGCAUUGCUAUGUCAUUCUUUCAGUGUAUAAGUGCAUGUAUUUAUUCAUUUUUCAUUUUUCUGUGGAAAAGAUGUGGAGUAAUUCUUCAUGUAAAAAUCCCAAUAUCCUUUUUAAUUAAUGUCAAAUGUAAGAAGUUCCAUUUGUAUUUUAUUACUUUUUUAAUUUAAA
This is a messenger RNA of Mercurialis annua (annual mercury), 1749 nucleotides long. RefSeq names its product alkane hydroxylase MAH1-like. Gene Ontology annotation, molecular function: oxidoreductase activity, acting on paired donors, with incorporation or reduction of molecular oxygen; monooxygenase activity; heme binding. NCBI's taxonomy places the organism in Eukaryota, Viridiplantae, Streptophyta, Magnoliopsida, Malpighiales, Euphorbiaceae. The record is from RefSeq and is a predicted model, not a curated record. The coding region runs from base 70 to 1569 and encodes 499 amino acids. The transcript has a single exon.